GCCUGUCUGUCUGCCUGAGUCCCAUGAAAUUGGGAAUGGGAAUAGGGAAGGUUGGAGUCGUGGUGGGUGCCUGUCUGUCUGCCUGAGUCCGGUGAAAAGGCCAACUGGGCAGAAGGAAAUUGGGAAUGGGAAUAGGGAAGGCGGGUCGAAGGUGAAGAAGAAGAAGAAGAAAGAGGGAAGCGGGUGUCGGUUGUAGCGGCUGUUGGAGGUCUCUGUGGGUUCUUGGUGCUGGGGGUGAUUGACGCGUGAACGGGGGUUGAAGACUGGUUUAUCGGCGCCAUGGAAAAGGAAACCAAGGAAUGGGGAAAUAAGGAGCAACGUACAAUGUUACAUAUAUUGAGAGUUAUGUUUCCUGAGGUGGAUAUACGGAUCAUAAAGGCGACCGUGCUUGAAGGCAAUGAUAUAGAUGCAGCUGUAGAGUUUAUCCUCACGGAAGUACUUGAGCAACCCUCGACUGCGAAAGAACUCAUAUCUGGAUUCCUUAAGACGGCCGGGGACUCUAGUGGUAAGGAUUCUAUCGAAGUGAAGAGUGUAGACCAUUAUGAAGUCAAAGACCAGAAACUGUUUGACACAAUGAGUGAUGGUGAAAUGACCCUUUCUGCAUUUUUUCGUAAAGCUUCUGACGGAAACCAACUUGUCCAACCAAAAUCUGAAGUGGAAGUUAAGGACGUGUCUGCAAAUAUGGAUGCAACUAUGGCAGAAUCUCUCUAUACGAGCGUCGUGGAUGCUGACAUUGAAACUGAUCAUCCAGGCACUGAUGCUGGGACCAGAAAAUUGGGAGAUCCAUGGUGUGAAGAUGAAAAACGGUUGGAGAAGCACACUAGCAGCCAAGGAAGAGGAUGCGAUUACGACAGCGACGAUGAUUACUCAGAUCUGCCGGAGUUUAAGAGCUUACUAAUCCCCGUGCCGACUGAACAGUUCGACGGCAUGUCAAGGUAUUCAUGUGAAGGCAGUAGUUUGGUGGCAUCUUCAGUUCUGGAAGAGACAUAUGAUGGAUUGUUCAACAGCAGUUCUUACAGCGUGAUGGAUGGAUCUUCACAGCAGCUUGGUAUUGAUGCGCUUGACGAACUAGUGAAUAGCGCGAAGUCUGACAAGGAAGCUCUGGUCACAGCAAUUGAAGCUAUGAGAGCAAUGAGAUCUGCAGUUGAACAAGCUGAAGCAGCUGCACAACAGGCAAAGAGGGAUGCCAUGAAUGCUGGUCUGGACGUACUCGCCGAAGUUGAAGAGAUGCAAGAUAUGCUGGAUCAAGCUCGGGGCGCUAAUGAGAGGAAUUUCCUAGAAGUUUACGGAGAAAAGGCGGUUCUUAGAACUGAAUCGCAAGGACUGCAGCGUCGACUUCAACAACUGAAGGCAGAGAAAGAUAGAGCCUUAGCAGCUGUUCAAGAGAUGCGGGCAACUCUUCAAGCACGGAUUGAUCGUGCAAAUGAUGAGAGGGAGGCUGCUGAGGAAGAAAUGCGUCUGGAAGAAGAAAGAGCUCGGGCCAUGCUGGCUGUGGAGGCAGAGCUGACGGCUAAAGUUGCUGAAGAGUCACGAAGGCUUGAUGCCGAAGAGGAGGCAUGCACUAAGUUGCGGGAUUUCCUCAUCGACCGUGGCAGUAUUGUGGACUCUUUGCAGGGUGAAGUGGCAAUAAUCUGCGAAGAUGUGGAAGCUGUAAAAAAGCAACUGGAUGAAGGUAUUCUGUUUGGAGAAAGUGGCUUUUUGAAUAUGCUUGGCUCUCGCUCUCUUAGCAACUCUGGCAGUGUGAAAGCAGGUGACGCUGGUGACAGUCAUUUCGGUGCUCUCAACCAUUCUGGCAGCAGUUAUCGGAGUGUUACCAAGGGCGGAGAAGGUGAUGUUAAUAUUAUGGAUCUAUCCACCUCAGACGUUGUUGACCAAGCCUCCAGGGUUACUCCUACCCAUGCUGAAGAAUACUGUAGGACUGGACCUACGGAGUCUGAUACUGAUUUAGGUGGUGAUGACUGUUGGAAUUUCGUGGUAACGUCAUCUGGCAACAGCAAUGAAACCUCCGACUCAUUUCCAAGUUACGUGAAACGAAGCACAUCUAAUGCUGUUACAGCUUAAACCUUCAAGGUGAAUACCAUGAUGUGAUUUUUCAAGAGAUAAAAGAUUUAUUUCGGUCUAGUUUUGGUAAGUUUUCUGGAAAUAAACUCGUUGUAGUUCAACGGCAGUAGAUGCUCCAACGUAAUUGCGGCUUGCUAAUGACGAGGAAGUUGACAUUGGUGUUCCAAGUGCACGUUGGUGCAGCUCACUGGUGACCUCAGUAUUGUUACGUCUUGUUUAUAUAUUCACCUUCUCCGCUAAAAUAUAUAAAGCGGGGAAUGGUAGUUCAAGUUGUCUUCACCGUGUUAAUAGUAACAGGCUUUUCAUAGGGUUCUUUUCAAAAUUUAAAUGUAGAGACUUUCAUUCAGGUAAUUAGAACUUUGUGUCUGCUCAUUUUGGGAUGCAUCUAAGGCACUUGUAGUGGAGAGGGCACCCCCUUUAUUCAAUAUUUGCAUUGUCCCAAAUCUUGUAGACCUUGAGAUCCUUAGCAGCUCCGCGUUGGAAGAAAACUUGGAGAUUUUCAUAAUUGAAUCCUCGAAGCUCAACUUGAGCAUCACAUUAAGCCCUUC
Molecule: messenger RNA, 2609 nt
Organism: Physcomitrium patens
Lineage: Eukaryota; Viridiplantae; Streptophyta; Bryopsida; Funariales; Funariaceae
Source: RefSeq, a predicted model, not a curated record